Molecule: messenger RNA, 2070 nt
Organism: Ornithodoros turicata
Lineage: Eukaryota; Metazoa; Arthropoda; Arachnida; Ixodida; Argasidae
Exons: 2
Coding region: 1-2070 (689 amino acids)
Molecular function (GO): nucleic acid binding; RNA-DNA hybrid ribonuclease activity
Source: RefSeq, a predicted model, not a curated record
AUGUUGUAUGUUCAGAGCGGUUACGCAGUUAUUCGGCAAACUCCCGUGCCUACCCACGGUUCCGGCACCUUUAUCGUGUUUUUCGGUUCGGUUCAACUUUGCUGCCAGGACUCUGUGCUGGACCUGGUCUCGGACGUGGAUGACGCCGCCCAACGCAAGCGCCGAACGGCAGUGGUGUUCUUCGGCAUCAAGGCCGCCUUCGACAGCGUCCCCAUCAACACCGUCAUGGACUCCCUCGUCGACCCUGGAAUCGGAGGCAAGGCAGCUGCUUUCAUUCACGCUCUACUUUCCAACCGCUCUUUCAGGGUCCGACUGGGAUCGACGCUUAGCUCCCCACGUCCUCAGAACCUCGGUCUACCCCAAGGCACUAUCCUGAGCCCCCUGCUCUUCAACCUCGUCAUGGCUGGACUCCCCAAGGCCCUACCAGCAACAACACCUCCCCUACAACUCUCCAUCUACGCGGACGACAUCUGCCUGUGGACCAACGGCAAGGACCCCUGGAAAGUGAUGAAGACCAUCCAGAAAGGCGUGGACGCUACGACCGAGUACAUCCGUGGCCUCGGACUCACCCCGUCAGCCGAAAAGACCAGGGUCAUGCUGCUUGGUUCCACGGCAAACUGGUGUACGCUGCCCGAACCAAUCCUGAUGGAAAACACGCCACUUGAACAGGUCUUCCUGGGCUCCACUCGUCAAGGACCUCCAGACCAGAUGCAAGACAACCCUGAACGUGACCAAGCGACUCAGCGGACGGCACUCCGGCUGCCCCCAGAGGACCCUCCUGACGAUCCACAACGCCACCACAGCGCACGGAUGCUCUUCGGACUCCCCUACGCCAAGCCCAGCAGAUCAGCGCUGGAAUCCCUGGAACUGCUCCACCGUCGCGGACUGAAGCUGGCUCUCGGACUUCCACCUGGGGCGCGAAACGUCGCCGUCUACGCCGAGGCUGCCGCUCUCCCUCUUCAACUACGAGCCACCCAACACCUGCUGAACCAGCUCACCAGACUGAACAGGACAACAACCGGAAGGGCGCUACUGCAGCGUCUAAGGGACCGACAACGGAGCCGUUUCUCAUGGACACUUUUCACGCAGGACCAGCUGUUCCAGCCCAUCCCACCAGUCCCCAGUCCAGACGCUCCAUGGAGGCUCCUCGGGACCGCCAUACAGACAACACUGCCAGGCCUGCCACGGAAAAAGGACGUUCCGGAUGCGGUGGCACAGUUCCUGGCCGCCGAGCGCCUUCAUGAGAGCUACCAGGACUACCUGCACGUGUACACGGACGCCUCAGUCGACCCUGGACGACGCGCCUGCGCCCUGGCCUGCCACAUCCCAGCAACACAGUUCUCCUGGGCCGAAGGAUUGUCCGGACUCCUCUCCUCCACGGAUGCAGAACUCCUGGCGAUCACGGAAGCCCUGGACAUCAUCGCCAAGACGAGCGCCACCAAAGCGGUUAUCCUCACGGACUCCCGCGGGGCUCUGUCGAGGCUAAACAACCGUUAUGAACACUGCCCUCUUCCUUUCAGAGCACAUCAGAAGCUGCAACUCCUCCUGGCAUCCGAUCAUCGCAUCGCGCUGCAGUGGACCCCAUCCCACAAAGGCAUCCCCGGCAACGAGAUGGCGGACUCCCUGAGCAAGCAGGCAACCACCAAGACCCUGGUUCGCCAUGCACCAUCUACCACCAGCCAGGCCAAGAAGAGCAUCGCCCUCCACGUGCGCCGCUUCCACCCGGACAAGCACACGGCGGAUGGGACAGCACCCCCACCCUGCAUCACGGCCGGCCUAACCAGGGACGAGGCAUCACUGCUGCUCAGGCUCAGUGCGUCGUGCGCCUUCACCCGGGCGUACGGCUUCACGAUCGGCCUGGUCGACGACCCACGCUGCGGAACCUGCGGUGUCCAGGAGAGUGUUGCUCACCUACUCACCCGCUGCAGAGAUACUGCUUCUCAGAGAGAUCUUCUUUUUCAGAACCUGUCCAGCGCCGGCAUCUCCGACCACAGCCUGGUUAACCUGGUAUACCCCAUGGGCCCACGACACCAUCGCAACGUAUCCAGAGGGAGCUGCUGCAGUUCCUGA